This is a messenger RNA of Eruca vesicaria subsp. sativa (arugula), 1067 nucleotides long. The record is from the annotation of a GenBank genome assembly. Lineage: Eukaryota; Viridiplantae; Streptophyta; Magnoliopsida; Brassicales; Brassicaceae.
UAAAAACCUCUAACUAGACGACAAAACCCCAAUUCUUGAUUAUGGUGUCGUCGAGUUCUCUAGCGAUUUCUCCGAGGAAGCUCCGGUCAGACCUUUACUCAUACUCUUACCAAGACGGUUCCAGCACACCACUCGUUAUCUAUGUUCUAUCGUCUCUCAUAGAACGGACGUUAGCUCGUAACGAGAGGAUCAGCAGCAGGAGCUACGGUGGUUUUGGUAAGACACGUGUAUUCGACUGCAUGGAAGUUCCUGACAUGACGAUCCAAUCGUAUUUAGAGAGGAUUUUCCGGUAUACCAAAGCCGGUCCAUCGGUUUACGUUGUUGCUUAUGUGUACAUUGACCGGUUCUGUCAGAAUAAUCAAGGUUUUAGAAUCAGUCUCACUAAUGUACAUCGUCUACUUAUUACAACCAUCAUGGUCGCUUCCAAAUACGUCGAAGACAUGAACUACAGAAACUCAUACUUUGCAAAAGUAGGAGGAUUAGAGAGAGAAGAUUUGAACACCUUGGAGUUGGAGUUCUUGUUCUUGAUGGGGUUUAAGUUGCAUGUGAAUGUGAGUGUGUUCGAGAGCUAUUGUUGUCACCUUGAGAGAGAAGUAAGUAUUGGGGGAGGUUACCAAAUCGAGAAGGCAUUACGUUGUGCUGAGGAAAUCAAAUCCAGAAAAAUAGUUCAAGAGCCUAAACAUCACCAUCAAUUUUCCCGAGUCUUGUUGUAGAUCAAGAAGAACUCUGUUUAUUUUGUUUGUUUUACUAUCGAGGGUCUAUGACUUUGUGAUUACCUUGUCGGUUGGGAUUUUCUUGAAAUGUAAAUGUAAAUAGAGAGAAAAUAUAGUGAUUGAUGUUAUAUGUAUCUAUGCAUCAGUAAUGUGAAUUCUUAUAUGUGUACCUGUUGAGGUUUAAGGAUAUAGUUUACAUAUACAAAAUCUUUGUUAAUCUGUUUUUUUUUGUCAUUUACUAGUUUUCUUAGACAUGUGAACUAUGUAUAAACAUUUGUUUAGACACUAGAAUCCAUUGAAUUAGAAAUAUUUUGUCAACUCAAUGUGUGCCCGUGAUUAAUGUAAAGUCUCAGA